Ricinus communis (castor bean) is the source of this 2113-nucleotide messenger RNA. Its product is annotated as mRNA cap guanine-N7 methyltransferase 1. Gene Ontology annotation, cellular component: nucleus. The transcript is spliced from 14 exons. Gene Ontology annotation, biological process: 7-methylguanosine mRNA capping. Gene Ontology annotation, molecular function: mRNA 5'-cap (guanine-N7-)-methyltransferase activity. Bases 568 to 1677 code for a protein of 369 amino acids. The record is from RefSeq and is a predicted model, not a curated record. Lineage: Eukaryota; Viridiplantae; Streptophyta; Magnoliopsida; Malpighiales; Euphorbiaceae.
AAACUACGACGUAUUAAGGGAAGAUACAGCCCUAUUUCUGAGACAUCACUACCCUCACUAUUCUCUCUAUCUCUCUCUCUCUCAGAAGCAAUCGCGCAGUUCUGCUAACCUCUACUUUCACCGGAGAUCACUAUUUCAGCAAUUACGUUUCUGGGUACCUUUUUCUGGUACAAAAGCCAAGAAGUAACCUGACUGCUCCUGCUUCAACUACUUUACAGCUCCAAAGAACUCCUAAUUACGCCUUUCAACUUCUUACUUUGGUCUAUAUGAUUGGACGUUUAGAGCAAGCUAUUUCACUGUUCUAAAUCCAGAGCUGUCUAUUCGCUUAUAGCUUAAUUGGCCAGCUAGAGCAAGCUGUUGCACUUUUCAAAGAACUGUAGCAGCUUCUUUAGUUUAAGCGCAUUUGUUGAUAGGCAACAAAUAAAGCUGCAAAUUCUCACCCAAAAAGUCUUUUGGUUCCUUGUAGCUUUGGUGGUCGCAUGCCCCCAAAAGUACAAACCUUAAAAACAUAAGCACCCUUCUUAUAGUUUAUCUGUUUCUUUCUUUUCUUUUUUUAUUAUAUUGAUCAUGAAACGAGGAUACUCAGAGUCACCAUCAACCUCUGGUGAUGGCCCACCUAAGUCCAGAAUUAGAUAUACGCCCCAAGGUGAAGCACAUUUUUCUGAGGAUUUUGUUCAAAAAGUCGCUGACCAUUAUAGUGCAAGGACAAAUCAGACUCUAGAAGAAAGAGAAGCAAGUCCAAUAAUCCAUUUAAAGAAACUUAAUAAUUGGAUAAAAAGUGUUUUAGUUCAACUUUAUGCUCGUCGAGGGGAUGCAGUUCUUGAUCUUGCUUGUGGGAAGGGUGGAGAUCUUAUUAAAUGGGAUAAAGCAAAAAUUGGAUAUUACGUUGGCAUUGAUAUAGCUGAAGGCUCGAUAGAAGAUUGCCGCACACGUUAUAAUGGUGAUGCUGAUCAUCAUCAGCGGCGUAAAAAGUUCUCGUUUCCUGCUCGCCUCAUAUGUGGGGAUUGUUAUGAGGUUCGCUUGGACAAAGUACUGGCAGAUGAUGCUCCUUUUGAUAUCUGCAGUUGUCAGUUUGCUUUGCAUUAUUCAUGGUCUACUGAAGCACGUGCUAGGAGAGCCUUGGCCAAUGUAUCAGCCUUGCUCCGCCCAGGAGGCACCUUCAUUGGAACAAUGCCGGAUGCCAAUGUGAUCGUCAAAAAACUUAGAGAAGCUAAAGGACCGGUCUUUGGUAAUAGUGUUUAUUGGAUACGCUUUGAUGAAGAGUACUCUGAAAAGAAAUUUAAAUAUUCUGCCCCUUAUGGUAUCAAAUACAAGUUCCACUUGGAGGAUGCUGUUGACUGCCCCGAAUGGAUCGUCCCUUUCAACAUCUUCAAAUCGUUGGCGGAAGAGUAUGAUUUGGAGCUGGUUUUUGUGAAGAAUGCACAUGAAUUUGUCCAUGAGUAUAUGAAAAAACCAGAAUUCAUUGAUUUAAUGCGAAGGCUGGGUGCUCUGGGUGAUGGUAACCAAGACCAAAAUCUAGGCACACUAUCGCCAGAUGAAUGGGAAGUGGCUUACUUAUACUUGGCAUUUGUAUUGAAGAAGCGUGGCCAACCAGAUCGGACACAAACAAACAGUAAACGGGACAAAGGAAAGAUGCAUAUAUCAAAGGAGGACAUCAUGUACAUUAACAAUGUGUAAUCUAAUGGGAAAAUCAAUAAGUAGGAUUCAAAUAAGACGUCAAAAUUUAUAUGGGGGUUUAGGAGCAGCCCCUGAUAGCCAAAUGAUAAAAGAGUCAUUUGCUGGGCUUGUUUUGGGGAGCCCCCCCACCCCAGAAUUGUUAUGUUACUCAAUUUUGUAGGUUCAAGUAACCAUACUGAUAUAGGUUUCCUCUGCUUGAUGCUGUCAGCUCAAGGAAACAUAUAUCUAUAGUUGAGGAAGUAUGGUUGAGCUGAUGGCAGUGUUCGAUGCAUAAUUAGCAUCACAAAUGUCGCCUGUAAUUUGCUUCCUCGUGUAACGGGAGUCUCUGAAUGAUAGCAUGGCCAAGAGGCACCUUCUUUGUUGCCGCUGCGCCUAAUUUUUUUCUUUUACCUAUUCAUGAAGUUAUAACAAAAAAGAAAAGAAAAGUAUUAGAUUA